CGAUGAUAAGAGGGAGUAUUUUGAUCUGAUUUCUAUCAGAAUGUUAAUAAAUUCGACAGCACAUUGUUUUAUCGGCCAAACUGUAUUUGUAUUAGUGAAGGUAAACAUUGUGACCAGAACAGGUAUUGAAAGCUAUCAAUCUCCAAAGGGCCAUCAUCGUUCACGUCUGUAGAUAAAUCGAUCGAGAACGUGGAAAGGAAUCUGCGAUAACCGAAAAAUUCCCUCUGAUAUAAAAAUGACUUUCGACGACGAUAAAAUCCGUGGUGAUGACGGUUGUUCUCAACCACGAGCUUUCCCAGUUACGCACGUUUUGUUUGAUUUGGAUGGGGUUAUAAUUGAAUCAGAAUCAAUAUACGAAAAGAUCUCUGCAGACAUUUGUCGGGAAUACGGCAAAACAUACACAAAAGAUCUGAAAUCAAAAGUUAUGGGCACCCCUGAAUUUGAAACCUGUCGAAUAAUAGUAAGAGAGCUAAAUUUGCCACUCACUCCGGAAGAAUUUCUAAAGAAAUAUGAAGAUAAAGUAUGGAUAGAAUUACAGAGGCCUGCGCUAUUGCCUGGUGUUAAAGAUGUUGUGAAACUUUUACACAAACAUGAUGUUCCUAUUGCUAUUGCUACAUCUUCCAGGGAGCCAAUAAUGAAAAUGAAGACAAAACCUCACAGGGAUUUAAUCAAUCUGUUUCGUCACGUCGUUUGUGGCAGUUCAGACCCAGAAGUUAAAAACAACAAGCCUGCUCCAGAUAUAUUCUUAGUGUGUGCAUCACGAUUUCCAGAUAAACCACAUCCCUCACAGUGUCUCGUUUUCGAAGAUUCCCCCAACGGAGUACAAGCUGCUCUGAACGCAGGUAUGCAAGUUGUUAUGGUACCAAAUCCAGAUCUACAUCCAGACCAUCCUAUUAGAAGCAAAGCUACGCAAGUUCUAGAAUCAUUUGAACAUUUUACACCAGAGAUAUUCGGAUUACCAUCAAGAUUUUAAGAGGUUCUUAUUUAAAAAAAUAUAUUUUCUAUUAUUAUAUAGAUAAAUGUUAUAAUACUAUUAUAUAGUAAAAAAGUGCCAUUAGCUGUGAUGUCCCUAAGUGUUCGACUGAAUUAGUAUGUAAGAUUAUAUUUUAUGCAAAAAUGUUUUAUUAUAAAUAAAAAAAUAUUAUGA
This is a messenger RNA of Diabrotica balteata, 1147 nucleotides long. The record is from the annotation of a GenBank genome assembly. NCBI's taxonomy places the organism in Eukaryota, Metazoa, Arthropoda, Insecta, Coleoptera, Chrysomelidae.